Molecule: messenger RNA, 1562 nt
Organism: Physella acuta
Lineage: Eukaryota; Metazoa; Mollusca; Gastropoda; Physidae
Product: zinc finger protein 330 homolog
Cellular component (GO): nucleus
Molecular function (GO): zinc ion binding
Source: RefSeq, a predicted model, not a curated record
CUAAAAUGGCUGCGCCCUGUAAUAGAUAAAGUUACACGACACGACCUCUCGCAUUAGUUAUUAGUUUACAUAUUGUUUUCGAAUGAAUUCAACAAAAAUUGUAUAACCGUCUACUACAACUAUGCCAAAGAAAAAGACAGGCCAGAGAAAAAAGGCUGAAAAGCAAAAGGAACGACAGAAAGCUAUAAAUAAUGCACAAUAUGAGCGAGGACUGGAUCAGAGACCUUGCAACCAGCUCAUGGAAUGUGAUUCUUGCAAAAGGACACAGAAAAACAGAGCUUUUUGUUACUUCUGUAGCAUGAUACAGCGUAUGCCAGCAUGUGCCCAGUGUGGAAAAAUAAAGUGUAUGUCCAAGGGAGGUGACUGUGUGGUGAGACAUGCAGGCCAGUAUGUUACAGGACUUGGAUUGGUGGGUGCCAUUUGUGAUUUUUGCGAGGCUUGGGUGUGUCACAGCCGACGCUGUCUGCAGUCCCAUGCUUGUACAUGUCCCAUGAUUGAUGCCGUUUGUCACGAAUGCAAAAGAGGAGUUUGGGAUCAUGGUGGAAGAAUUUUCACUUGCAGUUACUGUUCUAAAUACUUGUGUGAAGACGACCAGUUUGAGCACCAGGCAAGUUGUCAAGUCUUGGAAUCUGAGAACUACAAAUGUCUUUCUUGCAAUAAACUUGGACAGUAUUCAUGUCUGCGAUGCAAGCAAUGCUACUGUGAAGACCAUGUGAGGCGUAAAGGGUUUAAAUAUGUCAAAGGUCAAGCUAUUCCAUGCCCCAAGUGUGGCAGUGACACACAGGAAGUCAAGGAGUUGAGCAUGUCAACCCGGAGCUACAAGUAUGGCAGGCAGCAGCAACAGGAUGCUGAGGAUGAUGAUGAGGUGCAUGAUGAAUACAGUUACCAGGGCGCCACUGGAGGGUUCACCUUUGGGGGUUACACUUUGGGAGCUGGUGGCAUUAAGGCUGUCAGAGUUACAGAUGAUGAUGAUGAUGAAGAGGAUGAUGAUGAAGACGAUGACGAUGAUGAGGAAGAGGAUGAUGACGACGAUGAUGAUGAAGAAGAGGAGGAAAGUGAUGAGAAUGAUGAUGAAGUUAAAGAAAAGGAUGAAGGAGAAGAGCCAAAAGAAUUAGCUGAAAAAAUCAAAGAUGUGAAAAUAUAGUCUGUAAAAACACUGACAAGCCCAUGAAAGCAUUUUUCAAUAUUAAUUUCUUUUUCCUAAAACAAUAUUUUCAAAUCUUUUUAGCUAGUUUUGUUCCAUCCAGUAGUCUAAUGAUGAUGUCCAAGUUGUUCAGUAAAUAGUUGGGUUUUUAAUGUGAAAUAAAACAUCACACAUGAUAUUAAAUUGUUACGUUUACAGUUAUAUUUUUAUUUAUAAUUUGAUAUUUGUUAGUACUACAUGUUUUUAAAUUAAUAAUAUUUUUAUUUCUCUAUUUUAAUUUAUCCCAUAUCAUUUAAACAAAAAGUAAUCUUCAAUUUUAAUUAUAGAAAUCACAUAUCUAGAGAAUAUAGAAUGUAAAAUAUACAUCCUGAAAAUAUUCAUGCUGACAGAAAUUAAAGGCUAAUGAAUAUAAAAGAGU